CCGUAUCAGUGCUCAAAGUGUGGAAAGAGCUUUAAUCAACAGGGUAGUUUGAAAAGCCACGAAAUCAUUCACACUGGAGAGAAACCUCAUCACUGCUCCCAAUGUGGAAAGAGUUUUAGUAGUCUACAGUAUUUUAAAACACACCAGCGCAUUCACACCGGAGAGAAACCCUAUCAGUGCUCACAGUGUGGAAAGAGUUUUAGUAACCUGGGUAGUCUGAAAAUCCACCAGCACAUUCACACCGGAGAGAAACCGUAUCAGUGCACACAGUGUGGAAAGAGUUUUAGUGCGCGAGGUGAGCUAACAUGUCACCAGCGCAUUCACACUGGAGAGAAGCCAUAUCAGUGCUUACAGUGCGAGAAGAGUUAUACCGCUCAGAGUGCUCUCACACAACACCAGCGCAUUCACACUGGAGAGAGGCCAUAUCAGUGCUCACAAUGCGAGAAGAGUUUUACUAACCAAAGUUAUCUUACAAUCCACCAGCACAUUCACACUGGAGAGAAACCGUAUCAAUGCUCACAAUGCGAGAAGAGUUUUACUUUUCAGAGUGCUCUCACUCGACACCAGCGCAGUUUCAGAUUGCAGAUUCAGAUUGACGCAGCAGUGGACUGGGUUAAAGGACAAGAGUUUUCUGAAGUACUUACGAGCACAUGUGACUAUAUUUAUCACAGUAUCAAGACGGUUUCUCACGCAGUGCCAUCUAAGAGCUCAAAGGUCACACGCAUUCAACUGUGGUUUCCUCUUUUGCCAGACUGA
Messenger RNA from Trichomycterus rosablanca, 756 nucleotides. RefSeq names its product gastrula zinc finger protein XlCGF71.1-like. Gene Ontology annotation, biological process: regulation of transcription by RNA polymerase II. Gene Ontology annotation, molecular function: DNA-binding transcription factor activity; RNA polymerase II cis-regulatory region sequence-specific DNA binding. NCBI's taxonomy places the organism in Eukaryota, Metazoa, Chordata, Actinopteri, Siluriformes, Trichomycteridae. The record is from RefSeq and is a predicted model, not a curated record. The transcript is spliced from 3 exons. The annotation marks the transcript as partial.